GUGACAUACGGCUGCGUGCUUAGUGUCAUGAGUAGAUCGACUCUCACGUGUGAAGGUGGUACAGAUGCUCUUGAGUGUCCACCUGGAUACGUAAUCGAUCUGCAAGAUGCGCUCUACGGUAGAGUCGAUCGUGACGUCUGUCCUCACCCCGCUAUUCACACUGACACGUGCAGUGCGAACGGUGUCUUCGACAAGAUUGCAGCCGAAUGUAACGGCAGGUCAACCUGCUCUCCAAGUGCGUCGAACUCAAGGUUUGGAGAUCCUUGCGGUGGGACAUAUAAAUACUUGAGCACGAAGUACCAAUGCGUUCCACCAUCUACAUCGACGAGCGCGCUCGCUUGCGAAGGACGUCCAGCGUCGAUGUCAUGUCCAUCAGGACAAACUGUUUCGGUCAUCUCGGCAUCCUAUGGACGACACAACGCACACACGUGUCCCCACUCGGCCGUAUCGAACCAGAACUGUCACGCGAGCAACUCUCUCGAAAAAGUCAAAAGUCAGUGCGACGGACGGCGCAGUUGCUCGCCGCACGCGAGUCACCACACUUUCGGUGAUCCCUGCGGAGGCACAUACAAGUAUCUCGAAGCUGCGUACACGUGCGUC
This is a messenger RNA of Ostreococcus lucimarinus CCE9901, 600 nucleotides long. RefSeq lists its product with no specific name. The annotation marks the transcript as partial. Gene Ontology annotation, molecular function: carbohydrate binding. NCBI's taxonomy places the organism in Eukaryota, Viridiplantae, Chlorophyta, Mamiellophyceae, Mamiellales, Bathycoccaceae. The record is from RefSeq and is a predicted model, not a curated record. The transcript has a single exon.